Molecule: messenger RNA, 7474 nt
Organism: Neolamprologus brichardi
Lineage: Eukaryota; Metazoa; Chordata; Actinopteri; Cichliformes; Cichlidae
Product: gamma-aminobutyric acid receptor subunit beta-3-like
Biological process (GO): monoatomic ion transmembrane transport
Cellular component (GO): membrane
Molecular function (GO): extracellular ligand-gated monoatomic ion channel activity; GABA-A receptor activity
Source: RefSeq, a predicted model, not a curated record
CGCCGCCACCAGCAGCAGCAGCAGCAGCAGCAUCGCCCCCCUGUAUGUUCUCUCCUCAUCAAUAUGCGCUUCAGCUCCUGAAUGUAAGAGCCUCUCGCACAGUCAGAGACGGCAAAAAGGAAAGCGGAGCCAAUAUUUAUGACAGGGAGGCGAUGUCAGCCCAUAUUUCACAUCUGACUCCAUCUACAGCGAGCUGCUGACUUUUCCGCGGCUCAGUCUACUUUCUUGCUUUUUUGGGGGGGCAAUCGAUGGAUUUACUCUGGAUUUGAAGAGUGUCCGUCUCGGCUGUUGAUUGCAGGGGGGUGAGCUCUCUGCUGUUGCUGCCUUCGUGCUUUACAAUUACAAAAAGGAAAAGGGGGGAUGUUUGCUUUGCACAAGCUUCGUCAAUUUCGCGUCUUGUCCGCACUGGUUAUCGGUUCGAUUGUGUGUUGCGCAAAAAGCGUCAAUGAACCGGGCAACAUGUCUUUUGUGAAGGAGACGGUGGAUAAACUACUUAAAGGAUACGACAUCCGACUGAGGCCGGACUUUGGAGGGCCCCCUGUCGCUGUUGGCAUGAGCAUAGACGUGGCCAGCAUAGACAUGGUGUCAGAAGUCAACAUGGACUACACGUUGACUAUGUAUUUCCAGCAGUAUUGGAGGGACAAGCGCCUGGCCUAUGUGGGAAUCCCUCUCAACCUGACACUUGACAACAGGGUUGCUGACCAGCUCUGGGUCCCCGACACCUACUUUCUCAAUGACAAGAAGUCUUUCGUCCAUGGAGUCACAGUCAAAAACCGCAUGAUCCGCCUGCAUCCAGAUGGGACUGUCCUCUAUGGACUCAGGAUAACUACAACAGCAGCAUGUAUGAUGGAUCUCAGGAGGUAUCCUCUGGAUGAACAGAACUGCACUCUGGAGAUAGAGAGCUAUGGCUACACCACAGACGACAUCGAGUUCUACUGGAAGGGAGGCGAGACGGCUGUGACGGGGGUGACACGGAUUGAGCUGCCUCAGUUCUCCAUUGUCGAUUACAAGCUGGUGUCCAAGAACGUAGUCUUUUCCACAGGUGCCUACCCUCGACUGUCUCUGAGCUUCAAGCUGAAGAGGAACAUCGGCUACUUUAUUUUGCAGACGUACAUGCCAUCAAUCCUAAUUACCAUCCUCUCCUGGGUGUCCUUCUGGAUAAACUAUGAUGCGUCAGCAGCCAGAGUGGCUCUAGGGAUCACCACUGUGCUAACCAUGACCACUAUCAACACCCAUUUGAGGGAGACACUCCCAAAGAUCCCCUAUGUUAAGGCUAUUGACAUGUACCUGAUGGGCUGCUUCGUCAUGGUUUUUCUGGCCCUGCUUGAGUACGCCUUCGUCAACUACAUCUUCUUCGGGAGGGGCCCACAAAUGCAAAAGAAACUGGCAGAGAAGGCAGAAAAGGCCAACAACGAGAGGGCGGCUAAGUACGACGCGGCAAGGGAGGCAGGUAGUAGGACCGCGUCCCUAAAACGGUCCAAUCAGGUUAAAGGUCUUCGCCACUCACGCUCGGCAGAGCCACAUGGUCAUGGGAACAUUCUGCUGACCACCCUGGAAAUCCAUAAUGAAGUGGCAGGAGGUGAGAUCACCACCAGCGUGGCAGACAUUAGAAACUCUCAGUCCAUGGUGCAGCUGGACAGCACUGCCUCAUCGCACAUCCAGUAUCGCAAGCAGAGUGGCGGAAUCGGUCCAUGCUCUGCUAGCCGUCACUCCCUGGACCGCUCCGCUCAGAUGAAACGCAGCCGCCUGCGGAGGCGGUCCUCGCAGUUAAAAAUCAAAAUCCCCGACCUGACGGAUGUAAAUGCCAUUGAUCGCUGGUCACGGAUCAUUUUCCCUUCCGUGUUCUCAAUCUUCAACCUCAUCUACUGGCUCUACUAUGUCUGAUUGGACUGUUUUGUUGAGGUGUUUUAUUCUGUUUUGUUUUUUCGUUGUUGGUUUUUUUUGUGACUUUUUUCAUUUCAUUUGUUUUUCUUCCUUUUCUCUGUUGCUUUUAUACAUGAUGGAAUCUGCCACGUUGAAGACUGUAACACAAUAAGACAAGAGUGAAAAAGAGACUGAGAAAAGACUACUGAGUUUUGGACCAAGUUCUCAUUUAAGUUGUUUUUAUAUUUGCAGUCUUUGAACCCUUAGUACCGAGUUCUUUUUAUUUUUGAAAGUAUGUACUGUAAUUGGGAUUUGUGACAGUCAUUUCCCAACACAUUUGCCCUCUCAGUAAUGUGUAAAUAGCAAGAUACAAAGCCAGCAAUUGAAUAAAUAUUACAGUAUUUGCAAAAAAAAAAGAAACAAGAACCAGUUAAGUUAAAGAUUUUUCUAAUUAAAAAAGUAAGAAAUCUUUAUACUACACAGGUGAUCAGAUAAGUGCAGGCAACUCCUAGAAAUCAUUUACCCUAUGCACUAUUAAUGCAUGUAAUGAUCAGCCGUAGUAGAAAAAUAAUGAGUACUUUUUGCCUUCGGUAAUAGCACAACUUCACAGCAACAAACCAAUGUGUGUUUGUUUAUAGCAUUAAUAAUAUACUUCCUACUAAAUACAAUUUAUCAUGCAUUGAACUGGUAAACCUUUACCCAAACACAAUAACUUCAAACUCUUAACAUCCCCCAGGUCACUGGCAACCCAUUUAGGGGUAGGUUUAGGCUAAUAUCUACCUUUUUUUAAAGACUUUAUCACCUACUUGGAACAUCCAGAAAAAAAACUGUACGGCCAAAAUGAAUGUACUUCAUUUGAAAGGUAGCAUAGUUUCUUCAAAUGUGCCCAUUUCCUAUGUUAAUUAAACAGAACCCUAGAACUGACCCUAGACUGACCACCGAUGACCAGCUGGAGGUUAGGAGUUUGAAGUGGAGGUUUUUGUCCUCUGUUCAGAAUGAUUAUGACUCAGGUUCUGAAUUUUUUGGGUGUCUUUUUCUUAAAAACCAAACAAAAAAAAUGUCGCUGAAAUAACUUUUUUGGUCAUUUGAUAAGGGGAAUAGAAAAUAAUAAGCACAACUCUGACAACUGCCAUUUCUUUCCUCUUCUACCUUCAACCAACAACACUUUUCAAGUGAUAGCAUGACAGAAUUGCACUUAAAUUUCUCCAACAUUCUAGAAAAACUGUUUAAGAAAACUGCCAAGGGCCUUUUGGGCAAUACAGUUAUUACUUAUCUCAUGAAAUAUUAUGAUAUUUUUGUACUCUGCAUCUUGAGGUCUUCAUUUGAGUUCCUAACCUAUUCUUGUUUUCUUUUGCGCCAUCUCCGUUGUGGUAAUAGAAUAAAAGACCCAUUUUUUGUACAUAAGUUCAUAGGUGUGUAUAUACAUAAAUGUGUAUAUGUAUAUAUACAUGUGUAUAUAUAUAUCUAUAUAUAGCUAUGAGAGGUGGGAUCAAAAAGUUCCAGGGAUGGGCCUCUGAAAAUCAAAACUCUUUCUCAUUUUAAAUUUGGGUCAGUAGACUUUAGUUCAAGGUUAUCUUCUCACGUACCAUUCACUGUUAACAGUGCAUUUUAAGGUCACUUAACAGAAGUCCUGUGUUUCUCUAUUGCUCACUGGAUCCACUCAAGUAUCUCAACAUUUCAGAUUGAUUUUCUUUUACAUAAUCUGGAUGAAGCAAAUCUAGCAAACAGAUCUACCAGAUUUGCAAAUAGAUUUGCAAAUCUUGCAAAUAUUGUGCUGAUGUUGUCAAGAAAACAUGCAUUUUGAAUGCACUUAGUGCUGGCACACACCACCGUUUUUGUAGUUCAGUGCUAAAUGUUCUGCAUUGAUCCCUCAAGACAUUACCAUAGAGGUCUGCAUUGACCGGAUGAUCCCUGGACAAAUUCUUGUUGCAAAAACCAGUGAAUUCCAACAAAAUGUAUGACAGUACCCCUGUCACCAGUGAUGACAAUUCCAAUACUUACUCCACAAUAAGUGUUUCAAUGAAAAUCACUGUGUUGGGUAAUUAACAAAUCUACAAGGCAUGUGAGAUGACAAUAUGUCACCAGUUGUGUAAGACAACAAUCACGCUCAGUCAUGGUACAGGCAAUUGUGCGUAGUGUACACCUAAGGACAGAAUUUCUAGGCAUAGCCAGGUGGCAGAAAGCUUCCACUUUGGUGCCCUCAGAAUCUCAUCACUGCUUUUUGCAGAUGAUGUGGUUCUGUUGGUUCUAUGAGGUGUGGGUCUCAUGCUCGCACUGGAGCAGUUCGCCAGUUGAUCUAUGUCCCUACCCUCACCUGUGAUCACAAGCUGUGGAUACAAGCGGCAGGAAUGAGUCUAUUCUGAACUACUGUGUUAAUGCAGCCAGGGAUAUAACCACCAACCUAAAUUGUGAGUUAGUGGAAGGCCUACUCUACAGGCACCCCUAAUUAAAUUGCCCAACUUUAAUAAGUUAAAAACCACAAAUCAGCAGUAUAAAAAAGUCUUUUGGUCUCUUUGAAUAGUUUGCCACUUCGUCAGCAACACUAAAUGGGGCUAAUUUUCUUAUAACUCACCUACCUGGAUAAUUGUUUUGGGCUCAAACCAAUGAUCACAUUGUCUGUCAGUUCUUGUGAUUGGACUCUGUGGGGCCUCAUCUACUUCUUUCAGUCGUUAAAUUGGACUGCUUCACUGUAGGUUUCUUCAUGGCGCCUUUUUGAGGCAUUUUAAUUGGUUAUUUGAUGCUUUGCUGUGAGGUAGAGACCUUUCAAGUAGGUCAACCAAUAUAAUUUAUGAACACAACCAGCUAGCUAGCAUUAGCUGCUAACUUAGGACUCCAUCUUUUUAUUCAUUCAUUUCUGGCUCCAGAAACAAACAUGGCAACUGCUAAAACAUUAACAUUAAAGCUCCAUAUUUGACACCCAUAACCAGUGGUGACAAAAAUCAUCAUCGUCAUCAUCAUCAUCAUCAUCAUCCAUGGUGCCAUGUUUUAGUCCUUUGACAUAUAUAUACAUUUAAGAUGUGCUGUGAAAAUGACCUUGAACAGUAGCUCAGCCAAAUUAAACUGGUAUGGAUUUUGAUUUUUUCGGGAGCCUGUUCCCAGAAGUUUUUGUUCACAUCUUGUAUAUCUCUGCGUGUACAACCCCAAAAUGAAAAUGAUCUUUUUGUGAUUGUCAUACUGGCAAUUAACAUAAUUUAGUAGAAAGAAUUAAACUAACAGAUCUGUUUCAUGCAUCCGUUUAGUUUUGAGCAUUUGUGGGGCACUCUGAAGACAUUCCUACCCAAUAACUCCACUCAAGACACUGUAUGUAUGUUCAGCUGUACUGAGUGAUGCAAAUGGAUUCCAUAGAGCCCGAAGAUGGACCAAGAUAACUGAUCUGUCGUGUAAACAAAAGCACAUACUAGUAUUGAAUGUAUCAGAUCCAUUCUUCAGGGAGAGGAUAAUGAGCCAUGAUCAUAAUUUUUCCAUCAGAAUGUAACACCACAUUGUGAGUGACAAAUAGAAUAGAGUGAGAAAGUAAAAAGAUGGUGCUUUACUAGUGUGUGCAUGUGCAUGUGUGAUGGAAAGUGGAUAUGGAGCCACUGAAAAUUUGUUUUCUUGCUGCUUGCUCAACUAUGGACAAAUGUCAACAUAUAAUAGUUUUCUGGAUUAAAAAUAGCUCUACUGUCAGACUCUUUUGACAAACUGUGUGCCAUUCCACCUAAGGUCGCAGAGCCAUCAACCAGUUUUAACUUGAGGAUGUACAUUUGAAGCAUUCUUGAUCAAUUGCAGAUACAUGGAAUACAUCCACUAUUUGUGCAUGUACACGAAUACAUGUAGAGAAAAAAAAGGUUCUUGAUAACCGUGAGUUUGUUGACAGAAUACAAUCAGUGGAAAAAAUGUAAAGUUUUCUUUGUACAGGUUGAUAUAUGACUAAGAACUGAAUGUAUUGUACUUGGAUUGUUUCUGCACAAUUGCAGUUUGCUUACUGGAAAAAGGAUUGACCUCAGUACUGAUUAAUAUAGAGCUCUUGUGACCCCAAAUCACAUUUUCUGCUGUGUAUACAGGCAAAUAAGACCAGGGUACAAGAAAGAAAUGGCAGCGAAAUAAUACAUAAGUCUGCUUAGGCAUAAAGUUAAGGAAAAUGUACGCUUUUAUGCAACCUAACAAGCAUCUACCCCUACAAAGUUGCUCUAGAGAUGACCUGAAACAGACAUUCUGCUUCCUAUUAUAAUAGUAACAACAAUAAUAAUGCUAUUAUACUAAAAUUAUCUGCAGUCCAGUCAGAAGCACAACAGAGGGUGUGUGUAAGAUGGUCUCCAAUAGGAAUUGUAAUUAAUGGCGCUAAAUGGUUUUAAUAGUUGCAUAUGCUUAUGCUUCAAGAGAAAUAAACCCAGAUAUUUAUUUAUUACAUUUUGCAAAUACAGUAUCUGUAAUAUUUUGCUGAAAUCUGUGAAAAAAAUAAAAAAUUGAAAUAUUAUGUUUUUGUCAUAAGCCAGUCAAAAAGAACAAACAAAAUUUACCCUUUUGGGCCCUGUUCAUUCUGGACCAUUACCUGAUCGUAAUAUAAUUCCAGCUAGCAAAAGCUUUUAAAUAUAUUAGAAGUUCUACGGUAACUCUGUGAAGUAGUUCAUCUGGUAUUGGACAUGUCAUCCCCUUGAAGGCGAAAUCUGUCCAAAAAAACUUUACCCAACGGUGUGUUACCAGCACAAAUGGAGACUACAAAAUAUUUUUGGAAAUCCAGAAAAUAUUGCUCAAUCAUCAAGUGAUUUACAGUAAUGUGGAAACAAUUUUAUUUCACUCAGAUACAAAUUUGUCUCCACAUCGCCAUUGUGAAAUUGACUAGACUUUGUAUGUAAUUGCGCUACAUGUUGUUUUGCAAUGAACACACAGUAAAAGAAAAUGUCUUUGACUUUGGUCUUGGUCACAGAGCAUUGUUUGGGAAUAUCUUGCAUUAAUGCAAAAAAGUAAUGAAACCAGUCUGUCCAAAGAAGAUUCAAACUGCUUUGUGUAGUUUGAAGGACAAUAUUUGUACCCAUAUAAUGUUGAUGAAGCUUCAGUCUAGUGUAAAUAAGACUGAACACGGAAGCUAAAGAAAAAACCUUUUACAACACGUAUCUAAAAAGAUCUUCCUGGCUAACUGGUUUGCUUUGAAUGACUUUUGGAUAAUGUGCUGGCAUUACAACUGGUCAAUGUGUGAGUCAUUUUUUUUUUUUAAAUUACUGAACUACAAAGCGCAGUUUACGAGUAAAAGAAGGCAAGUGUUAUAAACUCUAGAUACCUGUUUAUCAUGCAUGCAACUACAAUUCGUAACUUUGGAGAAUUAAAAAGAAAAAAAAGAUUUAUUGCACACUCAUUUAUAAGAGCUGUCAGCUGCUCAUUUUAGAAAUGACACAAUGCCGUGUGAGCCUACAUCUAAUAAAUAAAUAAAUAUUAAAAAAUAAAAAAUAAAAAUAAAAAAAAGUCAUUGAAUACUUCAGGUGUUGUAUGGCCUUGGUCCCAUAAUGGAAUGUGAAAUGUUCUGUGCUGCCACAAAAUGUAUUUAGGCUUAGAUUUAUACUGUAUAUCUCUGUAUGUUUCUCUUCCUUUUUCGGUAGAUUUCCAUGUUAAAACAUCAAAUAAAUGAUAUACAUUG